GCAGUUACAGUUGAGGAAAUAAAAUACUAGACGGUUAGAAAAAGACAUUUAGUGUCAAAGAUGUGUCAAGUGUCGGCGUUGAGGGCGCUGGUGGAGGAGAGGCUGUCUGCAGCUGUGGAGGAGAUUUUCAGAGCUGUGGAGACGAUGAGGAGGAUGAAGAACACACCAGAAAUGUUGACUGAUUGGCAGAAGGCAGCCGUACAAAAGCAGCUUUCAGAGGUUGCUGAUGACAUCUGUAAGAUGCUGGAGGUCAUGCUGGGUGAAUAUGAGCCUGAGGUCCCUGAUUCCAAUGAGGAGGGUGAGCUCCAGUUGUUGGACAUCACAUUGGAAACAGAGGCUGAUUUAUAUACACCAGGCAGACUCUCUAGGCUGGACACUGAUGAGGAUAUUUCAACUGAGCAGCAGAGAAGCAUUGACACUGAGGUCUAUGAAACAUCACAUCAGCAGAUCACAGACACGUCUACAGGGACAGACUCUGAGUUAAUCCAAAGUGAGCCCUUGCAUUUUCAGCAAACACAAAAGAUAGAAAAGUUCGCCUCAUCUGUGGUUGAAACAACUGUUCUGUUGCUGGACAGUUCUGAAGCUGAGACUGAAGAUAGUGAUUGUUAUGAAGAUCUAAAUGAGGAUAAUGAUGUGGAAGGAAACAACUGCAGGGAUCAAAACAAUGAGACGGAGAGUUCUGAUGGUGAGAGACAAGAGGGUGACAGCGAUGAGGAGUGGAGGGCUAGUGAAGAAGCUGAAAGCAAUGAAAGUGGCGAGGAGACUCAUAUCAGACCAAUAAGAAAAAAACAUGAACCUGACACAGCUAAAGACAUUAAGAAUAAAGACUCAUCCCUUGUGAAAUACAGCUGUAAAGUUUGCAGCAGGUCUUUCUGCCACAGAGCCUCAUUUGUGAAGCAUGUCAAAAAACUUGAGAGUGAUAAAGAUACUUGUGGAGUGUGUGGGAAACAUUUUGAGUCUAAGGAGAGCUUGAGACUUCACCUGCAAACUUACAGCGAAACAACUGACUGUGAAGUCUGUGGCAGGCAAUGUGAUGGCCCAAAACAUCUGGAGAUGCACAUGAGGACACACACAGGAGAGAAGCCAUACAUCUGUAGAAUGUGCGGGAAAGCCUUUAGUCUAAAAGGGACGCUGAUGACGCAUGUGCGGAUCCACACUGGAGAGAAACCGUACAUCUGCAGUAUCUGUGGGAAAGCCUAUGCUACUAAUGUAAGCCUGAAGGCACACAAGAGUCGAGUCCACACUGGAGUGUGUGUCUGCAGUAUGUGUGGUGAGAGCUUCAGACAGACUGAGGUUUCUGGACAAAGCCCAAACCUGUGCAAAGACUGUGGUAACCAUCAAGAGAACAGUGAGAGCUUGAAGGCACAUUCAAACAUAGACAGUGAAGAAGACAUUAACCUGAUUCAAAACAGUGAAAUGCAUAUGGAGAGCUGUGAUGCUGAGCACGAAUCAGGUACCAAUGAUGAGUCAAAAGAAAGUGAAGGAGCUGUUAUUCAGGCUCAAGGCUCAGCAAAACAGGAAGAUCCUGAAAAUAUGGAUCUGAAAUACAGCUGUAAAGUGUGCGGCAGGUCUUUCUGCCACAGAGCCUCAUUUGUGAAGCAUGUCAAAAAAUUUGAGAGUGAUAAAGAUACUUGUGGAGUGUGUGGGAGACAUUUUGAGUCCAAGGAGAGCUUGAGACUUCACCUGCAAACUUACAGCGAAACAACUGACUGUGAAGUCUGUGGCAGGCAAUGUGAUGGCCCAAAACAUCUGGAGAUGCACAUGAGGACACACACAGGAGAGAAGCCAUACAUCUGUAGAAUGUGCGGGAAAGCCUUUAGUCUAAAGGGGACACUGUUGACACAUGAGCGGAUCCACACUGGAGAGAAACCGUACAUCUGCAGAAUCUGUGGGAAAGCCUAUGCUACUAAUGUAAGCCUGAAGGCACACAAGAGUCGAGUCCACACUGGAGUGUGUGUCUGCAGUAUGUGUGGUGAGAGCUUCAGACAGACUGAGGGUUCUGGACAAAGCCCAAUCCUGUGCAAAGACUGUGGUAACCAUCAAGAGAACAGUGACAGCUUGAAGGCACAUUCAAACAUAGACAGUGAAGAAGACAUUAACCUGAUUCAAAACGAUGAAAUGCAUAUGCAGAGCUGUGAUGCUGAGCACGAAUCAGGUACCAAUGAUGAGUCAAAAGAAAGUGAAGGAGCUGUUAUUCAGGCUCAAGGCUCAGCAAAACAGAAAGAUCCUGAAAAUAUGGAUCUGAAAUACAGCUGUAAAGUGUGCGGCAGGUCUUUCUGCCACAGAGCCUCAUUCUUGAAGCAUGUAAACAAAUAUGAGAAGGAUGAAGAUGUUUGUGGAGUGUGUGGGAAACAUUUUGAGUCCAAGGAGAGCUUGAGACUUCACCUACAAUCUCAUAUCCAAACAAACAACUGUGAUGUUUGUGGAAAACAGUUCAACUCCCCAAAACACUUGGAGAUGCACAUGAGAACACACACAGGACAGAAGCCUUACAUCUGCAGUGUGUGCUGGAAAGCCUUUUGUCAAAAGGGAAACCUGCAAAGACAUAUGCAGGUCCAUACCAAAGAGAAACCAUACAGCUGUGAUGUCUGUGGGGAAGCAUGUGCCACAAACAAAACCCUGAACAAACACAUAAAAAGUCAUACAAGGGAAUGUGUCUGCAAUAUGUGCGGUCUGAGCUUCAGACAGAGUCUCGGUUCUGGACAGAACUCAGAACUGUGUGAAAACUGUAGUGAAAGUCAAGACUCUGAAAAGCAGAAUGCUCAGUCAGAAAUGGAAAUCCAGGAAAGCGUCACCCAGAAUCUAACAGAUGACAGGCACACAGAGAGCAAUGAUGCUGAAAGUGAAGCAGGCAGCAAUGAUGAUGAGUCAAAGGAAAGUGGAGGACUAGUUAUUCAUUCUCAAAGCUCGGUGAAACCCAAAGGCCCUGAAAAUGUGGAAGGGAAAUAUUGCUGUAAAGUGUGUGGCAGGUGUUUCUGCCAGAGAGCCUCAUUCUUGAAGCAUGUCAAAAAAGUAGAGGAUGAAAAAGAUAUUUGUGGAGUUUGUGGGAUACCUUUUCAGUCCAUAGAAAGCUUAAAGCUUCACCUUCAAUCUUACACUGAAACAAGUGAAUGUGGAGUCUGUGGCAGACAAUGUGAUGGCCCAAAACACCUGGAGAUGCACAUGAGGUCACACACAGGAGAGAAACCAUACAUGUGUAGUGUCUGUGAGAGAUCUUUUGCACUCAAGGGAACACUGAUGGCACACAUGCGGGUGCACACCAAAAAGAAACCAUACAGCUGUGAUGCCUGUGGGAAAGCCUUCUCCAGGAACGAAUCUCUGAAGAUGCACAUGCGAGUUCACACCAAGGAAUGUGUGUGCAACAUGUGCGGGCAGAGCUUCAGACAGAAUCAAGGUUUUGGACAGAAUUCAGAGCUGUGCAAAGCCUGCAGCAAACUUCAGGAGUCUGAUGAGAGAUUGAAUGUCCAGUUAGGAAUGGGAAUCAAAGAAAAUCUCAUCCAGAAUCAAACAGAUGGCAUGCAGAUAGAGUGCAGGGAUGCUGAGAGCAAAGAAGGUAGUGAUGACAAUGAGUCAAAGAAAAGGGAAGGAGCUGACAUGCAGGCUCAAAGCUCAAUCAAACCACAAUACCCUGAAAAUAUGGACAGGAGAUAUUGCUGUAAAGUAUGUGGCAAGUCUUUCUGCCACAGAGCCUCAUUCUUGAAGCAUGUCAAAAAAGUUGAGAAUGAAAAAGAUAUUUGUGGAGUGUGCGGUAAACAUUUUGAGUCCAAGGAGAGCUUGAGACCUCACCUAAAAACAUGUGCCCAAAAUAUCCAAACAAGUGAUUGUAAAUUUUGUGGAAAACAAUUUAAAGGCCCAACACAGCUGGAGAUGCACACGCGGACACACACAGGAGAGAAACCAUACAUCUGCAGUGUCUGUGAUAGAUCUUUUGCUCAAAAGGGAACGCUGAUGUCACAUAUGCACGUGCAUACCAAAGAAAAACCAUACAUCUGUGAUGUUUGUGGCAAAGCUUUUGCCAGGAAUGAGUACCUAAAGGCGCACAUGCGAGGCCACACUAAGGAAUGUGUUUGCAGCAUGUGUGGUCAGAACUUAAGAUGGACCCAGGGUUCUGGACAGGGCCCAAAACUCUGCACAUUCUGCAGCAAAAGUCUGGAAUCUGGCGGGGGAUUGCAUGGUCAUUCAAAGUUAGAUGACAAGGAAAAUAUGACUCAGAAUGAAACUGAUCAUAGGCAGACAGAGAGCUGUGAUGCUGAGAGCAAAGCAGGUAGAAAUGAUGAGGAGUCAGAGGUAAGUGAGGGAUCUACUAUUCAGAAGAGACAUGAAGACCCUGAAGGUAUGGGCCCUAAAUAUUGUUGUCAAGUAUGUGGUAAAUCGUUCUGCUUUAGAGUUUCUUUAUUGAAUCAUGUGAAAAAAGAGGAGACCGACAAAGAUAUAUGUGGAGUGUGCGGGGAAGGUUUUGAGUCUGCUGAGAGCUUGAGACUUCACCUGCAAUCUUACGUUCAAACAAGUGACUGUGGAGUUUGUGGCAAACAGUUCAGUCGCCCACAGCAGCUGGAGAUGCACAUGAGGAUACAUACAGGAGAGAAACCAUACAUCUGCAGUGUGUGCAGGAAAGCUUUUAGUCGAAAGGGGCUCCUUGUGACACACAUGCAGGUGCACACAAGAGCAUCUGUCUGCAGUGUCUGUGGUCAAAGCUUCAGACAGUGUCAGAGUUUGAGACAAAGUCCUAAAAUGUGCAAGACAUGCAGUAAACGUUUGGAAAGUUUUGAGAACGUGAAUUUAACUAAAAUAGACAGUAAGUUAAACAUUGAACAGGAUCAAACAGAUGAGAGACAAACAGAGAGCUGUGACUCUGAGACCAAUGUACACAAAAGUGUUAUGGAGGACAUGAAAAGUGAAGAAACUGAAAAUAUGGGCCCCAAGUAUUGUUGUCAAGUAUGCAGCAGAUCUUUCUGCUUCAGAGUUUCUUUAUUAAAUCAUGUAAAAAAAGAGGAGACUGACAAAGCUAUAUGUGGAGUGUGUGGGGAAGGUUUUGAGUCUGCAGAGAGCUUGAGACUUCAUCUGCAAUCUUACACCCAAAGAAGUGACUGUGGAGUUUGUGGCAAACAGUUCAGUCGCCCACAGCAGCUGGAGAUGCACAUGAGGAUACAUACAGGAGAGAAACCAUACAUUUGCAGUGUGUGCAGGAAAGCUUUUAGUCAAAAAGGGCUCCUUGUGGCACAUAUACAAGUGCAUACAAGGGCUCAUGACUGCAGCGUCUGUGGUCAAAGCUUCAGACAGAGUCAGGGUGUUAGACAAAACCCUGAAAUGUGCAAGACAUGCAGUAAACAUUUGGAAAGUGAUGAGAACCUCAAUGUAAAUAAAAUCGACAAUAAGUUCAACAUUAAACUAAAUCAAACAGAUAAGAGACAACCAGAGAGCUGUGACGCUGAGACCAAUGUUGGCAAUAGUGUAAGGGAGGGCAUGAAAAGUGAAGAAACUGAAAAUAUGGACCAUAAUUACCUGUGUAAAGUGUGCAGCAGGUCUUUUAGCAUCAGAACCUGUUUCAUUAAACACGUAAAAAGACAUGAGAUGGAUGUAAAAAUUUGUGGAGUGUGCGGGAAACAUUUUGAGUCUAAGGAGAGCUUGAGACUUCACUUACAAACAUACGACCAAAAAAAUGAUUGCGAAGUUUGUGGCAAACUAUUCAAAUCUCCAUAUCAGCUGGAGAUCCACAUGAGGAUGCACACUGGAGAGAAACCGUACGUAUGUAGCGUAUGUGGGAAAUCCUUCUAUGAAAAGGGGAAGCUAAAGACUCACAUGCUAAUCCACACUGGGAAGAAAACAUAUGUCUGCCACGUGUGUGGUCAGAGCUUCCUCUUUAGGUAUUAUAUGAUGAGUCACAUCAAAUCCCACACAAACGAAAAGCCUUUUCUCUGCAGCGUCUGUGGGAAGAGAUUUAAAUGGAGGGCGUGCCUCACAGCCCACAUGAGGACCCACACGGGAGAGUUCAGAUACCGCUGCUUUGUGUGCAACAAGAAGUUCCACCAGAGCAGUUCUCUGAAAAUUCACUUAAGAUUCCACACUGGAGAAAAACCGUAUCAGUGUAACGUGUGUGGGAAGAGCUUCAAGGCCCACUGGCCUCUUAAACAACACCUUGAAACGCACAACACUGGGAGAAAGCACAGCUGUAGCAUCUGUGGCAAAAUGUAUAGGUGGAAAGAGAGUCUGAAGAAGCACGAGAAGACUCACAGAUACUAAUAUUUUUGUUGUUUGUUUGAGAUGCGCCAGUAUUUAUUUUGGUAUAGAUAGGAUUGGGUGUUAUUCAUCUUUUAAAGACUGUUAAACAUUUGUAGAAUUUUUCCAUGGUUUAUGGUAUUAACCCCAGUUGGUAAAAAACACAUACAAGAAGCAGGUGGGACCAAGUUUUCCCAGCACCAUCAAAGCAAUAUUGUGGUUGUUUCAAAGUACCUAGGGAUUCAGUAUUACUGUAUUAUUGCCCAUUCCUACCCCCACAAUAUUUUGCUUGUAAAAGCCUUUACAAUACCACAAAGAUGCUCUAUCACAUACAGUGUCAGAUCACUAGCUUUGACUUUGGCAGUAAACCUGAAAGUUACUCUGCAUCUUUGUUAGCCUGAUCUUAAAGAAUGUCAUGACACAACUAUACCACUCAAAAACGCGUUUAAAAAUCAAAUGAGUUUGGCGCGCUAGUAGUCGAGUGGUUAAGGCACAUGCCAUAUACGCAGGUGACCCGGGUUCGAAUCCGGCCCGUGGCACUAUUUCCUGCAUGUCUCUCCCUGCUCUCUCCCCUGUUUCCGACUCUAUCCACUGUCCUAUCAAAUAAAGGCAAAAAGGCCAAAAAUAAAUCUUAAAAAAAAAAAUCAAAUGAGUUUUACACUAGUAUUACUUCUUUUACCACACUUUAAA
Molecule: messenger RNA, 6906 nt
Organism: Cheilinus undulatus (humphead wrasse)
Lineage: Eukaryota; Metazoa; Chordata; Actinopteri; Labriformes; Labridae
Product: zinc finger protein Xfin-like
Exons: 3
Coding region: 61-6240 (2059 amino acids)
Biological process (GO): regulation of immune system process; negative regulation of transcription by RNA polymerase II; regulation of cytokine production
Source: RefSeq, a predicted model, not a curated record